Kuraishia capsulata CBS 1993 is the source of this 1347-nucleotide messenger RNA. RefSeq lists its product as uncharacterized. The record is from RefSeq and is a predicted model, not a curated record. Gene Ontology annotation, cellular component: membrane. Bases 1 to 1347 code for a protein of 448 amino acids. The transcript has a single exon. NCBI's taxonomy places the organism in Eukaryota, Fungi, Ascomycota, Pichiomycetes, Pichiales, Pichiaceae.
AUGCUAGGCACGCUGGGCGUGCUGUUCUCGGGACCUGUUGCUGGUGUUACUGUUGAUAAGACUGGCUAUUCACUAGCAAUUGUGUCUGGCUCUUUGGCAAUUGGUUCUGGAUACUACCUGUUUAGAAAGCAGUUUGAAGAGGCCUACUCUAGUGUGCCUUACACUUGUUUUUUGUUGUUCUGUGUUGGAUCUGGAUCCACCUUCAUUAAUGCCGCAUGCAUCAAGUGCUGUAUGGUGACCUUUCCUUCUAUUAGAGGUCUCGCAACCUCACUUCCGGUUGCCAUGUAUGGUAUUAGUGCCAUGUGCUAUUCGGCUGUGGGAUCCCGGUUUUAUCCAGGUGAUACGGCUGGUUUUUUGGGGUUUCUGUCGACCUCGUCGUUGAUCGUCGCCGCACUGUGUGGGCCAAUGAUUUGUCUUUGUGAUAGAUCAAGCCACAUCCACCACAGAAUAGGCACCGACACCCCACGGGCAUCCGCUUCGAUAGAGCUGACCAACUUUGGUUCGGGAACAGUUACCCCGGUGAGACAGGCCGGAAACCCAAUGCCGAUAGCUGGCUUUAAGAACCCAGACCACGAUAUCACGGCCUCCAGGCCUUUGUUCAAGCAAAUAGAAUUCUGGGCUCUGGCUACAAUACUUUCCGUCAUAGCAGGUAUUGGUCAGAUGUAUGUGUAUAGUGUUGGCUAUGUGGUGACUUCCCUCUUUGGGGACUCCAAAUUUAUAGCCCAGCAUACGGCCACUUACUCCAUCCUGGUACAGCAGCAACAGCAGCUUCAAGUGGGCAUCAUUUCGCUUGCUUCGUGUACUGGAAGAAUUUCGAGUGGUUUAUUAGCAGACAUUUUCAGCUCAACAUUGCAUUGGUCUCGAACUUGGCUGCUCUUCGUUCCUGGCGUGCUCAUAUUCUCUGCUCAGAUAUUGGGUGCUACUGUCUCCAGUCUACAGGCUGUGGGAGUAACCUCCAGUUUGCUAGGUUUCGGCUAUGGUUUCCUAUACUGCAUCCUUCCCAUUAUUGUAGGCGAUAUCUGGGGGUUGACAAAUUUCUCAUUCAAUUGGGGAAUCACUAACGUUUUCACGAUCAUUCCGAACAUGGUGUUGGCAGGGUACUUUGGCCGUGUGUAUGACUCUCAUGUUACUCUCAAGGAAUUCAGCCUUGUGGUUGGUGGAGGUGACGAUGGUGCAAAAGAGACAAUUAAACUGAUGGUGUGUGACUUAGGACGAGAAUGCUAUAACUCGGCAUUCAAGCUUACUGCACUUUUGAGUCUGGUGGCUUUGCUUUUGAUAGGCUUCUUCAAUCUCCGUCAACAUGCUGUUUCGAAAAGACAUUUAAAGCAGCGGAGGCUCAGUAGCUGA